Anisakis simplex (herring worm) is the source of this 588-nucleotide messenger RNA. The record is from the annotation of a GenBank genome assembly. Lineage: Eukaryota; Metazoa; Nematoda; Chromadorea; Rhabditida; Anisakidae.
AUGAGGCUCAUAUUUUAUGUUAUUGCUAUGAUGAUUGUCAACGAAGUCUCUGCAAAUGCUGAAUAUUUUUGUGGCCCUCAAAAUAGUUCUUUUGUGCAUCGUCUAUCCAAAUGGUUCACAAGUUUUUGCUCUCAAGACGAAAGUAAUCAUAUUUUUCCUGAAUUAAAGGCAGUAGUUGAAGCUAGCCAUUGUGGUCUUGUGUGGAUCUUUGGCAAGUCCUUUAAGUGCAGCAUUGGCAAUCAAUCCGAAGAAAAUUCAACUCCAGCAAGUAUUCUGACCACCCUUCCAUCAACAGAAAGUCCAAUCACAACGGUUCCUGCCCAGCUAGCUGCGAUCAACCCUCCAUCCAACCAACCACCUUCGAACGUUCCUUACGGAGGGCAGUUCCCUCCUCAAGGUCCCCCUCCUCCGGGUCCACGGUAUGAACAGAAUUACAGGUUCUCUCCUUUCGGAGGACCUCCCUUAGGUAGUCAAUUUCAAGGUCCACCAUUCUAUCGUCCUCCCGGUCCACCAUUUUAUCCUCCUUAUCAAGGUCCUUACGAUCCCCCACUGAGGUCCAAGCGAUCAUUUGAUCAUCUGAUUUUAUGA